AGCGUAUAUCUGUUGUAACGACUGAGAGAGUGACUUACCUUGGACUGUACUCUGUGUGACCAGAUGUAGUGUUUAUUCCGUGUCUACUGACCCGUUCAGUCAACUUCACAGUGUUUACCAUGCGAAUUUAAACUGAAAUUUAACUUUAUUUAUAGAUGAGAUAUUUUUCAAAAGAUAAUUUUGAAAGAAAAAUAUUGGCCACUAUCUUCCAAUGAUUUAUACAGGAGGUGCCCCGGAGAGCAAUAUGGCUUAUAACCCGUUUUUUCUCCAAAGACCUACAGACUAUAGUUCAUUGUUGGCACAGCAACACUAUCUCUCUAACAUCGCCCUACACUCUCCCAACUAUGCAGCAUCCCUGCUACCUAAACUACAACAGAGUAUGGGGCGCGGCCCGCUCACCCCCGGGGAUAUAUUCCAUCCCCUCCACCCCCGCCAACUCCGAAGUCUGGAACCACCGGAGACAGAUGUCCAGGACGACCCCAAGGUGGAGCUAGAAGGCAAAGAUCUAUGGGAACAAUUCCACAAUAUCGGCACCGAGAUGGUCAUCACGAAGUCAGGAAGACGGAUGUUUCCUCCAUUUAAAGCUCGAGUGUCUGGAUUAGAUAAGCGAGCCAAAUAUAUUUUAUUAAUGGACAUUGUUCCUGUGGAUGACUGUCGUUACAAGUUCCACAACUCCCGCUGGAUGGUGGCGGGGAAAGCGGACCCGGAAAUGCCAAAACGGAUGUACAUCCACCCCGACUCGCCCAACACUGGCGAACAAUGGAUGCAGAAAGUCGUCUCCUUCCACAAACUCAAGCUCAGCAACAACAUCUCUGACAAACAUGGGUUUACCAUUCUUAAUUCCAUGCACAAGUACCAACCCCGUUUUCACUUGGUACGCGCCAACGACAUCCUCAAAUUGCCAUACUCCACGUUCCAGACCUUUGUCUUCAAGGAGACGGAAUUCAUAGCAGUUACUGCAUACCAGAACGAAAAGAUUACACAACUGAAGAUAAACCAUAACCCUUUCGCCAAAGGCUUCCGAGACACCGGCGGCGGCAAACGAGGAAAAAAAGUAAGAUCUUAACCGAGAAUAUAUUCUCAGUCGUCACAGCAACACUCGAUUUCACCAGACAAGGGGCGAGCUGAUGAUCUCCAUAGCGACGACGAGGACAACGAGGAGGCAGAGAUAUGUGUCGACGAGACCGAUGACGUCACACCUGAUGUCAGCUCUGCAAUGGAACUCAAGGAUAUUAUGGAAACAGAAAAAGAACGACAUGCUUUGAAGACCUCCUCUCCAAUCAGCCACCAUUCAAGUGACAAUGAGGAGCGGUCACCCCUCCCAACUCCUCGGGACGACGUGUUUCGGCCAGACGUAUCGUCCAGUCUAUCGCCUGUGUCAUCAAACCCCAAUCAAAAUCAUUCCGACGUGCUAAACAGUACCAUGAGGAGCAGCCUUGACGGUGGCGAAAGCAGCGACGACUCCAUUAGGGACGACCGCCGUCUAUCGCCAAAGUCUCCCCCUAUACCACACAAGUCAGAGUCGGACUCAACGAUACCUAAAACUCCCAGUCGGCCACCAAACGUGACAGUCGUUCAACCCUCCGCAACUCACGCAAUGUUCCCAUUUAUGUAUCCUUCCGCAGGACUAUUUUCAUCAUCGUCUUCAUUACCGUUUCCAUUAGGACAUAUGUUUUUCAACUCCAACGGUUCAUCACUACCGUUUGCAACUCAGUUACCGUUUUUCUCCUCAGGACAAGCAGACAUGAACAACCUCCCAACUAACCACCCACUGUCUCUCUCACUAAACGGACUCACGCCACCUCGUGGUCACAAUCUACUACAACCUGUGUUUUCCAGUGGGGGUUCAUCAUUACAAGGAAAUGGAAACCUAUCGCCCUCUGAAGGCCAUAGUCUUGGACCAAUUUUCCCCUCUCGUUCUAAUCCCCGUUUCACACCAUACUCACUACCGUCCACAAAGACUACAAUGGCAACGCCGACAUCACCAAUUUCAGCCACCGGACAUCCGCUCCGGGAUUCUACAGUCAGUCCAGGAACCGUGUCUCCGCGCAUGAACGGGAUGUCUAGUGCUACAUCAUCAAAUGUGAGAAGUCCCAUCUCUUUGAACAUUCCGUCUGCAUUUGACACGAACAAUCAUAGUAAUGAACUCAGGAAUAUGGAGCGUAUGCUCAGUGGACUGGAAAGGCAUCGUCUGUACGGACUGGCUUCAUCAGAAAAAUGACAAAUACCGACAAGGGGGCCUACCUGGCGUCCCUUCGAGUAGCCUCGGGUAUCUACCGCCUGUGUCGAUCACAAACUCUGAAUAAGAAUCUGCAGCAUCGUUGUUCUUCGUGAAGUGAUUGACAUCAGAUGAGGCGGAGUAUCGUAAUGUUGUUGAUAAGACUCGGCUAGUCUGAGGAGGACGUUACGUCCAAGUGCUUGUUUUAACCGAUUUCAUUGUGAAACAUCGCUGUCACGCCGCGAUGUAAAACUGUCGAAUCAUGAUAAUGUAUACUUUUAUAAGUGUCUGUGAUACGUGCCCUGUAGAGGGCGCUAUAGAACUAAGUCAUAUACUGUUUGUUGUCACGGUAACACUUUAGACGGUUUCUGUUGAUAUUGUCAGUGAAGUGUGUUGUUGAUGACGUCACGUUGUGUGUGUAUUUAUAAGGACGGUCGGACAGACACAGUGGAAUGCUCGUGUUGUGUAUACAGGGCCAUGUGCAAUAUUGCGUUCCUCGUGUAUUGAGUUAAAUAAAACAUGUAUUUAAAUCU
Messenger RNA from Pecten maximus, 2751 nucleotides. Its product is annotated as T-box transcription factor TBX2-B-like. The transcript is spliced from 6 exons. The record is from RefSeq and is a predicted model, not a curated record. Lineage: Eukaryota; Metazoa; Mollusca; Bivalvia; Pectinida; Pectinidae. Gene Ontology annotation, molecular function: RNA polymerase II cis-regulatory region sequence-specific DNA binding; DNA-binding transcription factor activity, RNA polymerase II-specific. Gene Ontology annotation, biological process: positive regulation of DNA-templated transcription; regulation of transcription by RNA polymerase II; cell fate specification. Gene Ontology annotation, cellular component: nucleus.